This is a messenger RNA of Sorghum bicolor (sorghum), 1415 nucleotides long. RefSeq names its product probable 2-oxoglutarate-dependent dioxygenase At5g05600. Gene Ontology annotation, molecular function: dioxygenase activity. The record is from RefSeq and is a predicted model, not a curated record. NCBI's taxonomy places the organism in Eukaryota, Viridiplantae, Streptophyta, Magnoliopsida, Poales, Poaceae. The transcript has 2 exons. Bases 175 to 1206 code for a protein of 343 amino acids.
AAGCACUAGAAAACAAGAUUUCACCUAAAAAACCAUCCAGAUUCAUUGAAUCCAACCACCUCAUCAGCAUAGCUAGACAGUAGACACGCAGGCUCAUCACAGCCUCACACCACAUCCGGGGAUCAUUGCAUUUCAGCAUCCUCCCACAACAGAGCAAGAGCAACGUGAUCGCGCAUGGGCGGGCUCACCAUGGAGCCGGCCUUCGUGCAGGCCCCCGAGCACCGCCCCAAGCCCACCGUCACCGAGGCCACCGGCAUCCCGGUCACCGACGUGGACGCGCUGGCGGCCGAGGUGGGCGCGGCGAGCCGGGACUGGGGCUUCUUCGUGGUCGUAGGCCACGGCGUGCCCGCGGGGACCGUGGCGCGCGCGACGGCGGCGCAGCGCGCGUUCUUCGCGCUGCCGGCGGAGCGGAAGGCCGCCGUGCGGAGGAGCGAGGCGGAGCCGCUCGGGUACUACGAGUCGGAGCACACCAAGAACGUCAGGGACUGGAAGGAGGUGUUCGACCUCGUCCCGCGCGAUCCGCCGCCGCCAGCAGCCGUGGCCGACGGCGAGGUCGUGUACAGGAACAAGUGGCCUGAGGACCUGCCAGGGUUCAGAGAGGCGCUGGAGGAGUACACGAACGCUCUUGAAGAGCUGGCGUUGAAGCUGCUGGAGCUGCUGGCCCGGAGCCUGAAGCUGAGGCCCGACCGGCUGCACGGCUUCUUCAAGGAGCACACGUCGUUCUUCCGGCUGAACCACUACCCUCCGUGCCCGGCGCCGGAGGUGGUGCUGGGCGUGGGGCGGCACAAGGACCCCGGAGCGCUGACCGUCCUGUACCAGGACGACGUCGGCGGGCUCGACGUCCGGCGGCGAUCCGACGGCGAGUGGGUCCGCGUCAAGUGCGUUCCCAACUCGUUCGUCAUCAACGUCGGCGACACCGUGCAGGUGUGGAGCGACGACAGGUACGAGAGCGCGGAGCACCGGGUGUCGGUGAACUCGGAGAAGGAGAGGUUCUCCAUGCCCUACUUCUUCAACCCGGCGAGCGGCGCCAUUGUGGAGCCGCUGGAGGAGGUGGUGAGCGAGGAGAAGAAGCCGCCCAGGUACAGCGCCUACAGCUGGGGCGACUACUUCAGCACCAAGCUCAACGGCAACUUCAAGUGGCUGGACGUGGACAACCUCCAGAUCGCGGAUUUCAGGAAGAGCUACAGCUCCGGAGACGUGCCGUGACCGUGACCCUGAGUGAGUGGUACAAAAUUGUGACCACCACAAGUCCACAAGUGAAGAAGAGCCCUUUAGGUGCUAGCUGACUAGCGGUGUGCACCUACAGCUUCUUCCUCUGUAACCUUGGAAAUAAACUUGUCUUCUUGCCCUUUGUUCUCGGAACAAAGACAGAUAUAUAUAUUCCCUCUAUCUAUAAAAAGAAAAUACAAUUUUUA